Sphenostylis stenocarpa is the source of this 840-nucleotide messenger RNA. NCBI's taxonomy places the organism in Eukaryota, Viridiplantae, Streptophyta, Magnoliopsida, Fabales, Fabaceae. The record is from the annotation of a GenBank genome assembly.
AUGAAGUCCCUUCUAAACCCAAAGUUUUCAGCUUUAUCUUCCAAAGCCUCUCAUUUUCCUCUGUUUUCACUACCUUCUCGACCCACAUCUCGGGUAUCUUUCCGCAACACCCCACGUCCAAUCCCCAAUCGUCUUCUCCGCCUCAACCCACCACCCUUUUCGUCCAAUACUUUCACUUGCACCAAUCAAAAUCGAAGGUUGCAAACAGAGCCCUCGCCACCUCCCCCCGGUGAGAUCCACGUCAUAGUGGGGCCCAUGUUCGCCGGAAAAACCACCUCGCUCCUUCGUCGGAUUCAAUCGGAAACCGCCAACGGCAGAAAUGUAGCAGUAAUUAAAUCAAGCAAGGAUACAAGAUAUGGAUUAGACUCAAUUGUUACACAUGAUGGUGCAAAAUUACCAUGUUGGGCUCUGGCAAACUUAUCAUUAUUCAAGCAGAAGUUUGGAAUUGAUGCUUAUGAGAAGCUGGAUGUGAUUGGUAUUGAUGAAGCUCAAUUCUUCGAUGACCUUUAUGAAUUCUGCCGUCAAGCUGCUGAUCAUGAUGGAAAAACAGUAAUAGUUUCGGGAUUAGAUGGUAACUAUUUGAGGAGGAGCUUUGGUUCUGUUCUUGAUAUAAUUCCCCUUGCUGAUUCUGUAACCAAGUUAAGUGCUACAUGUGAAAUCUGUAGAAAGCGUGCUUCCUUUACCCUGAGGAAGACACAGGAUAAACAGAUUGAAUUGAUUGGUGGAGUUGAUGUCUACAUGCCAGUGUGUCGGCAGCACUAUGUCAGUGGACAGGUAGCCAUGGAAGCGGCAAGGCAUGUCCUUGAAUCUCACAAGCUUGAAUGUGGCUCCCAUACAUAA